AAAACGACAGGGCUUCUGUCAGAAGUCCAUUCUAACAAACGAGCAAAACACAGGACACCUAUCAAGCUACAACUCUGUAAAAACAAAGAAGAUAUUUAGGAGAUAUUCAAAGCAAUUAUUCAGUUGCUAGACUUUUCCACUGCCACCAAGAGCCAAGAGUCAAGAGUUUGAACCUCAUUCAACAGAAGUAUGGAGGGGUAUGCGAUGACAACUGGCGACAUGGAGAGGGGCCUUGAAAAUAGCCUUGUGGACAGUGGCCCUGUGUACAAGACAACAGUGACAGCUGUCGCUGAGAGAAAGGCCUCCAGAGGUUGGCUAUGGAGGCUGUGUGGCGUUCUCUUAAUAGCAGCUUUAUGUGCGGCAGCAGCCCUGCUCUUUGCCUGGUGUCAGCAUGGAAGACUGGCAACGAUGCAGGACGGAAUGGAGCCUCAGCUGGAGAUAUUCAUUGGUGCAAAAGAUACCCACAAUACAUUGAAGCAGAUUGCCAGCAAUGCAAAAGCAGCCAUCCAUUUAGAGGGUGAAUACAAUCCUAAUCUUACCACUGACACAGUGCAGUGGAGAAAGGAUGUCGGCCAGGCCUUUUCCCAGGGCGGGUUCAAGCUACAAGGGAACCAAAUCCUCAUCCCACACACUGGGCUCUUCUUCGUUUACAGCCAGGCUUCGUUUAGGGUCAAGUGCAAUGGCCCGGGCGAGCGUACCACUCCUCUGAGUCACGUUAUUUGGCGCUAUUCGGACUCCAUCGGGGAUAAUGGUAAUCUACUUAGCGGGGUACGGUCAGUUUGUCAACAAAACUACGGUAAUGCUGAGUCCAAUAUUGGCGAAGGUUGGUAUAAUGCAGUUUACCUUAGUGCAGUGUUUCAGCUGAAUGAAGGGGACAAACUGUGGACUGAGACCAAUCGACUGACCGACGUGGAGCCAGAGCAGGGCAAGAACUUCUUUGGUGUGUUUGCACUAUGAUGAGAGAGAGGCAGGCCAGAGGUGAAUAUUUGUUAUAAAAGUUUUAUGUUAAAACUCUUAUUUUAGUGUUGCAAUUUUAUGGUAACUGAGCAAUCUCAAAGGAGAUAGGUCUAAUCUUAAUGGUUAUUUUGUCAACUGAAAAAGUUUAAGAAAUGAUUAUUGUUUGUCCUUACAUGAUGAUUGUCCAUUCUCUGUAUUGUAGAUUUUGCACCAAAUAAUAUUAUGACUUUGGUUUUUUUAUAGUAACUUACUUUUUAUUUGAUUUUAUACUAUUUAUAUGAAAAUACAGUAGGCUACUGAGUACUGUAGUAGAAGUUAUCUUGAUUCACAUCUAGCAGUAGCCUAUACUAGGCCUAUCAGAAUACAUUGCUACACUAUUAAGUUAUUUUAUUUAAUGUAUUGAUGUACUAUGUCUAUUUAAAUGUGAUUGUGUGUAUUUUAUUUGUCACCUAUUCAGAGUGCUUUAAUCAACUGUAAUAAAUUCCAAAUGUUCUCAACUUUA
Messenger RNA from Oncorhynchus kisutch (coho salmon), 1459 nucleotides. Its product is annotated as tumor necrosis factor-like. Gene Ontology annotation, cellular component: membrane. Gene Ontology annotation, molecular function: tumor necrosis factor receptor binding. Bases 190 to 957 code for a protein of 255 amino acids. Lineage: Eukaryota; Metazoa; Chordata; Actinopteri; Salmoniformes; Salmonidae. The transcript is spliced from 4 exons. The record is from RefSeq and is a predicted model, not a curated record. Gene Ontology annotation, biological process: immune response.